This is a messenger RNA of Callithrix jacchus (white-tufted-ear marmoset), 942 nucleotides long. RefSeq names its product serum amyloid P-component-like. Gene Ontology annotation, molecular function: complement component C1q complex binding. Gene Ontology annotation, biological process: innate immune response. NCBI's taxonomy places the organism in Eukaryota, Metazoa, Chordata, Mammalia, Primates, Cebidae. The record is from RefSeq and is a predicted model, not a curated record.
GCAGCCUAAGUUUGUGAAUCUCUACGUAACUAAGUUACAAGCUGGGUGGGCACAACCAUUGUGCUACAUGCUACCCUCAUCCUGGUCACUGCUACUGCUGUGACAGUCCAGGCCAAAAAGAUGGAUAAACUGCUCUUUUGGGUUUCUGUCCUCACCAGCCUCCUGGAAGCCAUUGCCCAAACAAACAUGACUGGGAAGGUGUUUAUUUUUCCUGAAGAAUCGAAUAGUGCUCACGUGAGCGUGACUACACAGCUGGAGAAACCUCUGCAGAACUUCACUGUAUGUCUUCGUGCUUAUACGGACCUCUCCCAUGGCUACAGCCUCUUCUCCUAUAGCAUCCAGACCCAGAGCAACGAGAUGGUCAUUUUUAAGUCUCAAAUUGGAGAGUACAACCUUAUCAUUGGGGGUGACAAAGUUUUCUUCAAGGUCUAUGAAAAUUUCCCCACCCCAGCGCACAUCUGUGCUAGCUGGGAGUCCUCCUCGGGUAUUGCUGAGUUCUGGGUCAAUGGGAAGCCUUUGGUGAGGAAAGGGUUUAGGCAGGGUUACUCUGUGGGAGCUCACCCCAAGAUUGUUCUGGGGCAGAAACAGCAUUCCUAUAGAGGCAAGUUUGUUAAGAGCCAGUCCUUUGUGGGAGAGAUUGGAGAUGUGUACAUGUGGGACUCUGUGCUGUCCCCAGAAGAGAUCUGGUUUGCGUAUCAAGGUAUCCACAUUGAACCCAAUAUUCUGGACUGGCAGGCACUGAACUAUACAAUGCAAGGUUAUGUGGUCACCAAGCCCCUUAAAUGGAGUUGAAAUUCUACUUCAAUAGGACAAAGUGACUGGGAAGGAAAUCACCAACAUGAAAGACAAUUCUACUUCAUGCCCUAUGGCUAUUUCUCUGUUUUCUUUGAAUUUCCUAUCUACUGAGCUGCUUAAUUUACAAUAAAAGUACAAUGUCUCCUA